CUACAUUCGAAAACGCCAUUAGUGUGCAUCUUACAUCAGCGUCGACAGGCGUCAAGUACUUGGUUAUUUCAUUUCGUCGUAUCGAUUAUUCUUUCCGCAUAUGAUCGAUCGUUUUCGUUUAAAAACAAGCGCACAAUAAAACAGCAAGAACAAAGUUUGUAUGGAGAAAACUUUGAUGACGUGCGUGUAUAUGCGAAUGUGAUACUUAUCAACAUUUUACGAUUUUUCGUUUCGUUUUCGAUAAUGAUAUUUCGGAAAUUUAGCGAAUUAUUUAAAAUUCUAAUCAAGUAAUAUAAUUACUGUCUUUAUGACUAUAAUCGAUAAACGAGUCAUUUAUAACGAGAGAGAAUUGUGAAAAUGCAUAUACAUCUUACGCAUAUACAUCUCAUAUUAGAGUUGAUACAUAUGUGUAUAUACACAUUUGCAACUAAGCAUAUAUGUAAUUUCAAUACAUGGAAGAUUAUCCGUUUGUAAAAUUUCUUUAUCUUAUAUCAAAGAAUUGUCCAGUAACAAAAAAGUGAGACAAUAUGGACUCGGCUGCGACGGAGUUGGAACAUAUAGAGAAGCUGGCAAAGGAAGCUGAAUGCUUAAAGAUACGUUUGGAAGAUGAGCGACAGAAGUUAAAUGAUAUCACGCUUGCUAGUGUAGCUGAUAGGCUCGAAGCAAUUAAUUGUAUAAAUGUAAAACCCAGACGUAUCUUAAAAGGACAUCAAGCCAAAGUUUUAUGUUCCGAUUGGUCUCCUGAUAAGCGUCAUAUUGUUUCCUCUUCGCAGGAUGGAAGAAUGAUUAUAUGGGAUGCCUUUACUACAAAUAAAGAACAUGCUGUUAGUAUGCCAACCAGAUGGGUGAUGGCAUGUGCUUAUGGCCCUAGUGGCACUUUAGUUGCAUGCGGAGGUUUGGAUAAUAAAGUUACAGUAUAUACAUUAAGUCUAGAGGAUGAUGUUUCGGCUCAUAAAAAAACCGUUGGCACACAUACGUCGUAUAUGUCAUGCUGUGCGUUUCCCAACAGUGAUCAACAGAUUUUAACGGGCAGCGGGGACAGCACAUGUGGUUUGUGGGAUGUAGAGAGUGGACAACUAUUACAGAGUUUUCAAGGACAUUCCAGCGAUGUCAUGUCCAUUGAUUUAGCCCCGAGUGAAACGGGGAAUACAUUUGUGUCAGGUGGUUGCGACAAAUUGGUUUUAAUUUGGGAUAUGCGCAGUGGCCAGUGUGUACAAAGCUUCGAAGGACAUCAAUCCGAUGUUAACUCAGUGAGAUUUCAUCCAGGCGGUGAUGCGGUAGCAACAGGUUCGGACGAUGCUACUUGUCGCUUAUUCGAUCUGCGCGCUGAUAGAGAAGUCGCGGUAUAUGCAAAAGAGAGUAUAAUAUUUGGUGCGAAUGCGGUUGAUCUGAGUGUAAGCGGGCGAUUGCUUUUCGCCGGAUACAAUGAUUAUACAGUGAACGUGUGGGAUACUUUAAAAUGCCAACGAGUGGCAUUAUUGUACGGGCAUGAAAAUCGAGUUUCAUGUCUAAGGGUUUCACCGGAUGGUACUGCUCUAUCUACUGGAAGCUGGGAUUCAACUUUACGAGUUUGGGCUUAAGAUUAUAACUAUUAUGUUAAGAAUGUUGGGAUACUCUUCCUAUUCAGCAGAUAAUAUAUAUUUCCUAUUUUGUCUUAUUUAUUUAAAUUCUCGCCUUUGCAGCUAUUUUUUAUAUGUUAAUUCUUGUUUUCAUAAAAUACCAUAUAUAUAUAUAUAUAUAUA
Messenger RNA from Cataglyphis hispanica, 1742 nucleotides. RefSeq names its product guanine nucleotide-binding protein subunit beta-5 (gene Gbeta5). Gene Ontology annotation, molecular function: signaling receptor complex adaptor activity; protein binding. Bases 528 to 1580 code for a protein of 350 amino acids. Gene Ontology annotation, cellular component: heterotrimeric G-protein complex; cytoplasm. The transcript is spliced from 5 exons. Lineage: Eukaryota; Metazoa; Arthropoda; Insecta; Hymenoptera; Formicidae. The record is from RefSeq and is a predicted model, not a curated record. Gene Ontology annotation, biological process: G protein-coupled receptor signaling pathway; G protein-coupled dopamine receptor signaling pathway.